UUGGUGACCCGACUGUCCCAAGUCGAACCGUGGCGUGUCUCCGUCAUGUAAGCACAGGUAACCGGCUUCUUCUUCACUUCACCCGGGUGAGGCUCUGCUCCCUCCCCGCCUCCAUCGCGACAGACAUGUCGGUCGAUCCCCUUUUUACCUUCGGCGUGAUCGCUGACAUCCAGUACGCCGAUCUGGACGACGGCUUUAACUUCGCCCGCACACGGAAGCGCUAUUACCGCAAUAGCCUGCAACUGCUCCGGAAUGCCCGGGAGCAUUGGUCCGGAGCAGCGGUUCAGCCUGAGUUUGUGCUCCAGCUGGGGGACAUCAUCGACGGAUUCAACGCUCAGCACCACGCUUCCCGCAGCGCUCUGGACACGGUGCUGAGAGAGUUCGGCUCCAGCCCCGUGGAGGUGCACCAUGUGUGGGGCAACCACGAGUUCUAUAACUUUACCAGAGGAGAACUGUUGUGCUCUGAGCUGAACAGUACCCUGCACGUUCGGAGGAGGUUGGGGGUGUCCCGGCCUGGAGGAGACAUCUACGCCUACAGCUUCAACCCUUACCCAGGCUUCUGCUUUAUCGUGCUGGAUGCGUAUGACGUGAGCCUGUUGGGGCUGGACCAGGACUCAGAGCAGUACCAGAGAGCCCUUAGUCUGAUCCAGAAAUACAACUGCAACCAAGACCUCAACCAACCUCCCUCUCCGAGUGAGUUUUCUGUUCUCAGAGCACAACAGUUUAGCAUUCUGCAACCCAUAGAUAAGAUCAGUCUGUCUUUAUGUUAAAGAAUUUGGAUAGUUGCCAUAGCAAUUAACAAUUCAGAAAAUCUUUUGAAUGGUAAAUAGCCCUCAAAUAUCCCCUAUAAACUGGAAUCUGAAACCCAUCAGUUGGGUGCAUUCACUUUCGAUUCGUUUGAUGACAUAUUUCAGGUAGCGUGCAGAAGCCUAUAUAAGUAAUGGGGAUUAUUGUUAAAAGAAAUCUUUAACAUGUUUAACAUGACAUGAUACACAAAGGAUUCAGCAAUGUGGCAUAGUAAGUUUGGUAUAAAUAAUUAAAUAAAAGAAACUGUUACUUAUUAGCUUGACCUGCAGCUACACGGCUCUUUGUUUUUGGGAGCUGUUACGACAGCUCCCACUGUGCACUGUGUUUUUAUAAGUCUUUAUUUAUAUAGCGCUUUUCACAGACAUAUGUCACAAAGACGCUUUACAGAGCAUUUUUUAUAGAUUCAUUAUUCUUUUUUCUCCACACCCAGUGAUGGUAAGCUAUUAUUGUAGCCACAGCUGCCCUGGGGCAGACUGACAGAAGCACAGGUGCCAUGCCAAUCUGCGCCAUCGGCCCCUUCAACCACCACAAUCACUCACGCACACACCACUUUCAUACUAGGCAAUGUGGGUGAAGUGUCUUGCCUAAGGACACAACAACAGUUUUUGUGACUGGUGUCCCACUGUGGCACCUGAUUUUCCCAGUGGUCUCCCAUCCAAGUACUGACCAGGCCCGACCUUGCUUAGCUUCUGAGAUCUGACGGGAUCAGGCUUUGACAAGCCGGUAUGGCUUGUUAUAAUGUGGAAGUCAGCGACUUUGUUUCUUUUAAGUCAUUUUAGAUGAAUAUUGUGAUUUAAAAUGAGCAAUUAUAAACCUGAAAUACCAACUGUUGAACAGUGGAUA
This is a messenger RNA of Boleophthalmus pectinirostris (great blue-spotted mudskipper), 1650 nucleotides long. Its product is annotated as ADP-ribose/CDP-alcohol diphosphatase, manganese-dependent. Lineage: Eukaryota; Metazoa; Chordata; Actinopteri; Gobiiformes; Gobiidae. Bases 126 to 770 code for a protein of 214 amino acids. The record is from RefSeq and is a predicted model, not a curated record. Gene Ontology annotation, molecular function: 2',3'-cyclic-nucleotide 2'-phosphodiesterase activity; CDP-glycerol diphosphatase activity; manganese ion binding. The transcript has 2 exons.